UCUGUCAUUCGUACUCAGAUUUUACAGAGAACGUAAAUACAUUCUCUGGAUUUUAGCCAUAAAAUAAUCUGAAUAUUAUUCAUAGAAGUUUACGAAGUUCUACUUAAUUAUUAAAUGACAAGAAAACGAAAACAAAUUAAUUCGCUUAAAAAAGUUGGUAGGAACGAGAAACGAUUCCGGAUGGGAACCAAUGGAGCAUCAACUUCUAUUAUGUAGGUGCAAGAAACGAUGCGAAGAAACGGAGUCUACAAACACUGUAUCCACAAAGGAAUGGAAGCGAUGGUGCCGACUUUGCGCGAAAUAUGAUGGCGAUCAACUUAAUAUUUUUGCUGAUUCACAAAAAGCGGAUAUUCAAGCUUUUUCAAUUAUAAUGGAACUGUUUCACUUUGAAAUAAAACCGAACGAUGAGCUGCCCCAUUUAUUGUGCCCUGAAUGUUGGUCUUUGAUUAAUUACUUGGAAAAGUAUGCUAAGCAUGUAAGGAAAGUGCAAGUGAUGUAUCAUGAUUUGAUUAACGUAUCAAAUUUAACUCCAACUAAUCCUGCAGAGUUAUUUAUAAAAUAUAAUAUCUCUAAAUUGGAGUCAUAUAUGCAUGAAACAUUUUCAGAAAAUGAUAUUACAAACACAUCUGCAAUUGAACAAGUUUAUGUGGCGGACUUGUCGAUUGAUGUGGUUAAAAGUGAGGCCGUUGAAGAAAUGAACACUGACUUCGAUGCUGAAAUUAAAUUAGAACCUCCUGAUCCGUUUGCAACUGAUAAGCCCAACAAAGAUGAGGAGCACGAUCAUAUGAGUGAUGAUGAAGCAAACAGUGUAAGAGGAAGUCGAAAUUUAUCAACAGAUUCGAAAGAUAGCUUAUAUACCAAUGAAAUUAAGGAUUUAAAAAAGGAUGCGGUUGAUGAUAAAAAAGAGGGCAGUUAUGCUUGCAAUAUAUGUGAAUGUAAGUUUUCACAACGUAGAAAUUACGUCUGGCACAUGAAAAGCAAACAUAAUACGGAAACACCACAUAAGUGCACAGCUUGUCAAAGCGUUUUCAAAUAUAAAAAAGAACUGGAACGUCAUAUGAAAAAAAUGCAUGCACCAACAGUUUACGAUUGCUCAUAUUGUGAUAAAAAAUUCCAAGGAUCAAAAACUCUCGAAAAUCACAUAAAGUCUCAGCAUGAAAGAGAAGGUUGGUGUAUUUGUGAGGAGUGUGGGGAAAGUGUGCGUUCCCAAGAGAAACUAUUGGAGCAUAUGGCCCUACAUACAGGCCAUGGAGCUUUCGGUUGCAAGGAGUGUGGCAAACACUUUGCAAGAAAGUCCUAUUUGAAGAUACACUCCCAGAUUCAUGGCGAGAAACAUGUUUGUGGCGAAUGUGGCUUGGAGCUAACUACAUCUAAAUCGCUCAAUGUUCAUAUGAAAGUUCACUCCGAUGAAAUGCCACAUGCAUGUAAUUAUUGCGGACGCAAAUUUAGACGUACAAAAGAUUUGAAGAAACAUCUUAUAACACAUACUGGCCUAAAGCCGUUCUCCUGUGACUUCUGUGAUAAAACAUUUUCCAGCGGUACCAGUUGUCGUUAUCACAAAAAGCAUUUACAUCCGAAGGAAUUAGCGGAGCAAGAGGCAGCUGGUGUAAAGGCGUAUACGAAAAACAUUCCUAAAAUAGAUGUAUUGAAGGCGAUACUGCAAGGAACUGAUGCUGUGAAAGAAAUGGUUGAUGGUGCAAGCGAUAAGCGAAUAAGGCUUCCAAAAUUGGAUGCAGAGUUGCCUAACACUUAAAAGAUAGCCUAAAUAACUUUUAAGAGGUGUAUAUUUGUAUAUGAUCGAAUUUCCAAAAGAAGUAAUAUUGGAAGUUUUUAAUUCUCAAUAGACUAGGCCCGUUAACAUUAAUGGAAUGUAGUAAUAAUAACAUUUGAAGUCUUAAAUAGAAUUAAAAUAUCGUUGGUGGACUAUUUGUUGGAACAUUAGAAGAAACUGCAGACACCGAACCAAAGUGAAGAAAAGAUUAGUAAAUAAAUUCUUUCACAUUCUAUGUGCGAAAGUGAAGUUCUAUGUACAUGCAUUCGAAUAUUAAGCAAAAAAAUAACACCCAAAUUUGUUUUUGAAAUAAAUCAUUCGAUAAAUCAACAAUUAA
Ceratitis capitata (Mediterranean fruit fly) is the source of this 2108-nucleotide messenger RNA. Its product is annotated as zinc finger protein 124. Lineage: Eukaryota; Metazoa; Arthropoda; Insecta; Diptera; Tephritidae. Gene Ontology annotation, cellular component: nucleus. Gene Ontology annotation, biological process: regulation of transcription by RNA polymerase II. The coding region runs from base 191 to 1753 and encodes 520 amino acids. The record is from RefSeq and is a predicted model, not a curated record. The transcript is spliced from 5 exons. Gene Ontology annotation, molecular function: zinc ion binding; RNA polymerase II cis-regulatory region sequence-specific DNA binding; DNA-binding transcription factor activity, RNA polymerase II-specific.